AUGAACGUGGUGGGAAGGGUUGGGUCCGUGAUCUCGCAGGGAGUGUACUCCGUUGCAACGCCCUUCCACCCGUUUGGUGGUGCGGUUGACAUCAUCGCAGUUGAGCAGCCUGAUGGUUCAUACCGCAGCACACCAUGGUACGUCCGGUUUGGGAAGUUCCAGGGCGUGCUCAAGGGUGCUGAGAAGGUUGUCACCAUCACAGUUAAUGGCGUAGAAGCCAACUUUCACAUGCAGCUUGACAACUCCGGCCAAGCCUAUUUCAUGCGUGAGCUUGUGCCUGGUGGUCAAGAUUCUGGAACAAGUUCAGAAGAAGAAGCUGUCAAUGAGCCUGAACCUCCAGCGCGUAGUAAGAGUGAUGGGGACCUUUACAUUGGUCCUAGUGACAGACUGGGUAGCCAAGAGCUAAAUGUGGAGCAUCAAGAGAAACAAACUAGAGAUGAGUUUGAGUCAUAUGAUGGCUAUGGUAGGUUAGAGGAAUCAGAAGAUUUGCCAACCCAAGCUGACGGGGGAAAUUCAGAGGUGGUUCUAGUUAGUGUGGACGGACAUGUGCUCACUGCGCCUAUUUCUUCAACAGAGGAGGGUAUGGAGGAUGUGCAGUUAAGUGAUCCUCAGUUCCAUUUGGGACCUGGGCAGAGCUCUAGUGGGGACUUCACCCGCAGUGGUGAGGUCUGGGAUGCUGGCAUUUUAGAUGAUUUGUACAUAUCACAAGAAAAGGUAAAGUUUAAUUCUGGACAUCAGUCAGAGGUUUUAGUAGAGAACAGAGAGGUACCAGUUGAGAAGGAUGAGUCACAUCACAUCUCAGUUGAUAAAGAUGAAGCACAUGUGUCAGUCAAUGAAGAUGAAGCUAAUGCUGUGUCUACAAAUGAUGAUGAAGCUCAUGCUGUUUCUGCAAAUGAUGAUGAAGUUCAUGCUGUGUCUACAAAUGAAGAUGAGGCUCAGGAUGUGUCAAGGUCAGGGAACAGUGAUGUGGUUUAUCAAACCAUGACCAGUGAAGGUGAGUCUCGUAGUAUUUUAGGGGACAGAGAUGUGGGCUAUCAAACCUUGACCAGGGAGGAUGACUCUCCUGGUGUUUCAGGGGACAAUGUUGUGGGUUAUCAACCCUUGACCAAUGAACAUAAAGCUCAUGAUAUACUAGAGAACAAUGAUGAGGAUCAACCACCCUUGACCAAUGAAGAUGAAUCUUGUGAUGUGCCAGUACUUGAAAAAGCCAAGGAUUACAACUCCCCAACUAACAAGGAUGAGGUUUGUGAUCUCAAUAAUGAGGAUACUGAGUUGGAGGAUACUGGUGCUAGUUUUGGUAAAAAUGACACUUUCCAGAGCUGCUUGGAUCUGACAUCACAAAUAGAUGACGGGGAUUCAGGAAACGAACUAUUUUCUCCUGGAUCUGAUUAUCAGAGGGAUUCUGAGCUUAGUUUGGGUAACUGUUCUGUUGCUGAAACAGAUCUGGAGGAAGGUGAAACUAAAACUGCUUACUGUGGUCAGUAUGGCCCCUUACAGGAUGGAGUGGAUGUUUCAACAUUUACCUCAGAAGUUGAUAAGACUCAAAACAAAGAGAGUUCUUCUCCUGAAGGAGGUUCUCAUGAUAGGGACAAGGAAAUUGCCUUUGAAAUUGAGGCCGCUGGAUCUGAUGGUUUACAGUCAUCCAUGGCUACCAGUGGUAAAGACAAACUGGGGAGCAUUCCGGAGCACUCUGAAGUUGAAGACGAACAGAAUAAAGAAGAGCAUUCUCAAUCACAGAAGGGCUUGGGGGUUGAGAUUUCUCUUUGUGGGAACAUGUUACGACCAGGAAUGGGUCGAGAAUCUGCUGAGGAAGCAUUUCAACAGCAUCUUGUCAAUGAGGAGGAUUUCAAAUCAUCUGGGUCAACACUGAUAAAAAAUGCAAACCUUAUUGUCAAAGUUGACAAUAAUUAUUUCCCCUGGAGUAAAGUUUCUCAUGUUAUUCUUGGGAAGGCUGUAUUUGGUUCAAAGUUCUCCAUAGAACCCACUGAUGCUAUUCCGGUUGAACAUCAGGAAACACCCAAUUCAAGAGAAGACUCUCUUAGAAUAUCUCCCUCAAGCCGGAGAUGGAGGCUUUGGCUCAAUCCCUUUCGGAUAACAAGAUCCCUUCAACGUAGUAACAGUGAUUCUUCCGAAGACAUUUUCCUUGACUCAGAGUCUGUUUUGAGUCCAAUAGAUGAGCAAACUCUGGAGAACAACAAAAACCAGUCACCUAGAAAGCAAUUUGUACGGACUUUGAUUCUCACAAGUGAACAGGUAGCAUCUUUAAAUCUGAAGGAGGGCCAAAAUUUGGUGACCUUUAGCUUCUCAACCAGGGUUCUUGGGAAGCAACAGGUUGAUGCACAUAUUUACUUGUGGAAAUGGAACGCUAAAAUUGUGAUAUCUGAUGUGGAUGGCACCAUAACAAGGUCUGAUGUGUUGGGUCAGGUCAUGCCUUUGGUUGGACGAGAUUGGAGUCACUCUGGUGUUGCUCGACUUUUUUCUGCAAUAAAGGAAAACGGUUAUCAACUACUAUUCCUUAGUGCUAGAGCAAUUGUUCAGGCAUAUCUCACAAAGAACUUCCUCUUCAAUCUUAAACAGGAUGGGAAAGCACUACCCAAUGGACCUGUUGUAAUUUCACCUGAUGGCUUGUUUCCUUCACUCUACCGAGAAGUUAUACGGAGAGCCCCACAUGAAUUCAAGAUUGCAUGUCUGGAGGACAUUAAGGCGCUCUUUCCUUCUGAUUACAAUCCAUUUUAUGCUGGGUUUGGCAACAGAGACACUGACGAGCUCAGUUACAAGAAGAUGGGAAUACCUAAAGGCAAGAUUUUUAUCAUCAACCCAAAGGGUGAAGUGGCUGUGAACAGUUCUGUUGAUGUCAAGUCUUAUACCUCCUUACAUACUCUUGUCCAUGACAUGUUUCCACCAACAACUCUGGUUGAGCAGGAAGACUACAAUAACUGGAAUUACUGGAAGGUGCCGUUGCCAGAUGUUGAUUUGUAG
Molecule: messenger RNA, 2979 nt
Organism: Miscanthus lutarioriparius
Lineage: Eukaryota; Viridiplantae; Streptophyta; Magnoliopsida; Poales; Poaceae
Source: the annotation of a GenBank genome assembly